AUGGCGGCGCCCCCCGCCGCGAAGAACCCGAAGAAACCGGCGGCACGCCCCGUCAGGAAGCGGGCGGCGCGCGCCGUCGCCCCCCAGGACGCGGAGAAGGCGGCGCAUCCCGCGGCAGAGGCGGCGCCGGACGCGGAGGGCGCGAAGAAGGCGGCGGCGGCGGCGGGGCCCAAGGACUCGCGCCCGCUGUACCGGCGGCUGUCGGCGCUGGGGAACGCCCGGGAGGGGAGCGUCUCCGCGGUGCUCAACAAGUGGCUGCGGGAGGGCCGGGAGACGCGCUCCGUGGAUCUCGAGCGGUACGUCAAGGAGCUCCGCAGGUACAAGCGCCAUUCCCACGCCCUCGAGUUGAUGGAUUGGAUGGUUCAUACAAAGGGUAUGAACAUGUCUUACACUAACCAUGCAAUACGUUUGGAUCUCAUCUACAAAGUGCGUGGGAUCGAGGCAGCUGAAAAAUAUUUCGAUGGCCUUCCUGAGCCAGCCAAGAACCAUCGAACCUAUGGUGCACUUCUGAACUGUUAUUGCUCAUCGAAGAAGGAAGAGAAAGCAACGGACCUUUACCGCAAGAUGGAUGAGCUCGGAAUCUCAUCCAGCACUCUGCCCAUCAACAAUCUCAUGUCCCUAUACAUGAAGUUAGGCCAGCAUAAGAAGGUGUGUAGCCUGUUUGAGGAGAUGAAGGAGAAGAAUGUUAAGCCGGAUAACCUGACGUGCUGCAUUCUGAUGACCAGCUGUGCGGCAUUGAACAAGAUAGACGACGUUGAACAAGUUCUAAAAGAAAUGGAAGAAAAGGGUGGGGUUCUAGGGUGGUCUGCAUACAGCACGCUGGCUUCCAUCUACCAGAGUGCUGGUUUGGUUGAAAAAGCAGAGUCUGCUCUGAAGAAACUUGAGGGCCUUGUUCAAGAUCGUGAUGGCAGACAGCCUUUUGAUUUCCUCAUGAGUCUGUAUGCUUCCGUAGGCAAUCUGAGCGAGGUGAAGAGGGUGUGGGGCGUGGUUAAGGACACUUUCCCAAAAGUGACCAACACGAGCUACUUCAGCAUGCUGCAGGCUCUUCUUAAGCUCAAUGAUGCCGAUUACAUGAAGCAGGUCUUUGAGGAAUGGGAGUCUAACCAUGAGUGCUACGACGUGAAGCUGACUAACGUGAUGACUCGGGCCCACCUGAGGAAUGGCAUGGCCAAGGAAGCGGAGCAGCUGUGGGAGAAGGCCAAGGAAAUGGGUGCAUGUUUUGACUCUAAAACAUGCGAGCUGUUUCUCGAUCACUACAUGGGGACAGGGGACAUGAAAUCGGCGCUGAACUGGGUGGAGAAUGUGACGAAGCUCCCCAAGAAAGCAGGGAAGCUGGAUCCUGACAAGGUCCCGAAGUUCUCCAAGUACUUUGAAGAGCAGAAGGACGUGCAAGGCGCCGAGAGGUUCUGCAGCUGCCUGAGGGCGCUCGGGUGCAUCGACGGCAAAGCCUACGAGUCCCUCCUGCGGACCUAUCUGGCGGCUGGCGAGACGAGCCGCUCCCUCCGGCAGCAGAUCAAAGACGACAAGGUCGAGAUUUGCUACGACAUCGGGAAGCUGCUGAAGAGGCUGGGCGACAAGGGGCAAUGA
Triticum turgidum subsp. durum (durum wheat) is the source of this 1587-nucleotide messenger RNA. The record is from the annotation of a GenBank genome assembly. Lineage: Eukaryota; Viridiplantae; Streptophyta; Magnoliopsida; Poales; Poaceae.